Messenger RNA from Bipolaris sorokiniana ND90Pr, 1856 nucleotides. RefSeq lists its product as uncharacterized. Gene Ontology annotation, molecular function: copper ion binding; oxidoreductase activity. The transcript has 2 exons. Lineage: Eukaryota; Fungi; Ascomycota; Dothideomycetes; Pleosporales; Pleosporaceae. The coding region runs from base 172 to 1800 and encodes 542 amino acids. The record is from RefSeq and is a predicted model, not a curated record.
AUUGGUUUAUUAUUGGCGACAGCGCAUUCAGUCGCGGGCAAGGAGGAGCCGUGUGACAAUGGUACAGCUAUCGCGAAUGGCACCGGCGUGGUCACCCAUGGCGAUCGCUUUCACCCCGAUUUCUAUCUUUCAGUCACACACGAGCUCCAAAAUGUAGCAUGCGAGCAACGCAUGUCUGUGUUGGUGAAUGGCACAUCCCCUGGACCGGUGCUACGACUACCAGCUGGGAAAACAAGCUGGGUGAGAGUCUGCAACCACAUGGAUGACUACAACACGACUAUGCAUUGGCAUGGUCUCACUCAACGUACAGCGCCAUUUAGUGACGGAUCCCCCGUCAGCCAGUGGGGAAUUGCACCUGGCAAGUGUUUCGAUUAUGAAAUACACCCCGAAUGGGACGAUGCAGGAUCAUAUUUCUACCACACACAUAUGCAUAUGGGAGCCAUCUCUGCUACUGGACCACUCAUCGUUGAGGAUUUCGGAUUACCCCCGAUUCCGUACGACGAAGAACGAUUUGUCUUCUUCCAAGACUACUACAAGAAGAGUGAUGAAGUACUGGAGCGUGGUCUUACGGCAGUCCCAUUUGUCUGGGUUGGUGAAGUAGAUGCGGUACUAAUCAACGGAGUUGGUGUGACAAGAAAUGCAACGGUCGGCCAGGGAGACUGUCAGCUCCCAGUUAUUGACGUAGAGCCCGGAAAAGUCUACCGCUUUAGAUUUAUAGGUGCGGGGGUCAUAUCUAUGGUUUCACUGGCCAUCGAGGGCCAUUCCGACUUCGAAGUCAUUGCAGCAGAUGGCCAUUACACAAAACCAUAUCCGAUCGACCACAUGCAAGUAGCAACUGGACAGCGUUUCGACGCACUCUUUCGUGCAAAGACGGUAGCGGAGCUUGAGGCCUCAGGCAAGACUGAUUACUACAUCCAGUUUGAGACGAAAGACCGACCUGCUGUCUACACUGGAUUUGGCAUUCUGCGCUACCCCAGCAUCAACGGAAAUCAGAUUACUACUCGGCCUAUGACAAAUCCUCUUGUUCUCUCUAACAACACAUACGACUUCCUCGAGUACGCAUUAGAGCCUUUGGUCCCUAACAACUUCCCAAAGGCAUCUGAGGUGACGCGACGCGUACACAUCACCAAUCAACAAAUCAUGAAAGGCUCAAUCGUUUGGCAAAUGGACGGCCUUAACUGGACAGAAAAUGCUCCGGAAAACAGCCCCCCAUACCUGGUAGAUAUUUACAAGAAUGGGCCGAUCGCCAUGCCAAACUACACUGCGGCACUCGCAAACAACGACUGGGACCCAUAUACUCUUACUUGGCCUGCCAAGCUUGGAGAGGUCCUUGAGAUCAUCCUCGAAAACACAGGAAGUCUAGUCAACAACAACAGCGGGGUGGAUCAUCAUCCUAUGCAUCUCCACGGCAAGCACUACUACGAUGCCGGAACCGGAAAGGGCAAAUAUGACCCUGUUGAGCAUGAGAAGAAGCUAGCAAACUACAACCCUGUUCUACGUGAUACUACUAUGUUGCACCGGUACGCUCCCAAGGGUGUGGCUGGAGAGGUGCAUUCGUGGAGGGCCUGGAGAAUACGUGUCGAGGCCCCAGGAGUUUGGAUGCUGCAUUGUCACAUUAUCCCGCAUAUGAUUAUGGGCAUGCAGAGCGCUUGGGUGUUUGGUGACUACAAGGAUAUUGCGUUGAUUCCUUACAAGGGCGCCGAGGGGUAUCUGAACUAUGGCGGAAACGCAUAUGGUGACAGCGAUUCACCACUAGUUGCGUAUCACUACUUUGACCAUAAGAAAGCCGACAGCAAAUAGCCAUCAGCUGCGCAUCACUACGAUCAUGAGAAAGAUUCUUGAUCUUGUAUUCCCAG